AUCAUAUAUUUCCAGAGUGACCAGCACUGAGCCGUACUUCCUGAGUGAAGGCGCAUACUCGCCACCGGAUGAGCUUGAAAAUACUCGCGAAAUCGUUCUGCAUGUGAUAACCAUCGGAGCUUUCAUCGAAGAUUCGUCACUGAAAGACGACUUUAACGCCGUCAGCUCAUUACUACGUAAAUACCUUCCUGAAAAGGACACUCCGUACAUCUUGGAUAUCGACCUCGACUUCUUCAGCACCAAAAACCCGUUCAAGAGUCUUCACGAGCGCGUAAACCUCUACGAGAAACUGUCUCCCCUAUUUACGUACAAGCGACCGGAAUCAAGCGAUCCUGUGGCUCUGAAAGAGUCGAUGACUGAGAGGAACGAGCAACUCGCAGAGUUGAGGAAUCUUUUCCGCCAUUUGCAAGAAUAUCGAAGUUUGCAAGGUUACGAGGGCGAGAAGACAUCACGAUAUGAAACCGUGGAGCUGAUCAGCCGAGAGGUAAAGGCCGCUUACAAAGAUUCGGAGAUUGAUUGGUUGCUGGUGUACGACGCAGGUUGUACCAUCGACGAUACAGCCUUGCCUGAGCACGUGACGGAAUCCAACGAUCUCGAUCGCUUGAUCGGUGGUACUUUCAAAUUAUUCCUCGCGGCUCUGCCUACAGCUCCGACUAUUGUCACCAUCGCCAGAUCCAGCGAGGACGAAUACUGUCCUCCUGAAAACGUUGAGCAAAUUCAAUGUGCGGUUCUCGAUGAACUUCACUUACGACUCGGGACAGAAGUGGAUGUUCAGCUUGCUUAUCAACAAGACGAAGAACAGCAAUGAAUUUUAAGCAAAGAGAUGUUCCCUUCCUUUUAAUCCAUGGAAUCAUAAUUUGUCAAAUAAAGAUGCUUUUAAAACGGUAAA
Messenger RNA from Odontomachus brunneus, 889 nucleotides. Its product is annotated as UPF0489 protein C5orf22 homolog. Lineage: Eukaryota; Metazoa; Arthropoda; Insecta; Hymenoptera; Formicidae. The transcript is spliced from 6 exons. Bases 353 to 808 code for a protein of 151 amino acids. The record is from RefSeq and is a predicted model, not a curated record.